This is a messenger RNA of Sardina pilchardus (European sardine), 4301 nucleotides long. RefSeq names its product P450 (cytochrome) oxidoreductase a (gene pora). Gene Ontology annotation, cellular component: cytosol. The transcript is spliced from 15 exons. Bases 1 to 2028 code for a protein of 675 amino acids. Gene Ontology annotation, biological process: response to hormone. Lineage: Eukaryota; Metazoa; Chordata; Actinopteri; Clupeiformes; Clupeidae. The record is from RefSeq and is a predicted model, not a curated record. Gene Ontology annotation, molecular function: NADPH-hemoprotein reductase activity; flavin adenine dinucleotide binding; FMN binding.
AUGGCGGAGCCUGAUCCCACAGCAGCAGUGUCCCCUGAGGAGGAGGAGGAGCCGCUCAUCACCACCCUGGACAUCUUCCUCUUCUCCCUCCUGGCCGGCCUGCUCAUCUACUGGUUCUUCUCCCGCAAGAAGCCGCAGGACAUCCCUCAGUUCAGGCACAUCCCCACCGUGGUGACCCCUAUUAGAGAGACCAGCUUCAUUGAGAAGAUGAAGAAAACGAGCCGGAACAUUGUGGUGUUCUACGGUUCUCAGACGGGCACUGCGGAGGCCUUUGCCACCCAGCUGGCCAAAGAUGCCCAGCGCUACGGCAUGAAGGGGAUGCCAGCUGACCCCGAGGAGUAUGACAUGUCGGAGCUCUCUCGUCUGGCGGAGAUCCCGGGGGCCCUGGUGGUGUUCUGCAUGGCUACGUAUGGCGAGGGUGACCCCACGGAUAACGCCCAGGACUUCUAUGACUGGAUACAGGCCGCAGACGACAGCCUAGAGGGCGUGAACUACGCCGUGUUUGGCUUGGGUAAUAAGACCUACGAGCACUUCAACGCCAUGGGCAAGUAUGUGGACAAGAGACUGGCUGAGCUCGGCGCCAAGAGAGUGUUUGACCUGGGCGUCGGAGAUGACGACGGCAAUCUGGAGGAGGACUUUGUGUCGUGGAAGGAGCUGUUCUGGCCCGCAGUGUGUGAGUUCUUUGGGGUGGAGCCCACAGGGGAGGACUGCUGCGUGCGUCAGUUUGAGCUGGUGACCCACAGUGACCUCAACAUGAACCAGGUGUUCACGGGAGAGAUGUCACGCCUCCGGAGCUACCAGAACCAGAGACCGCCUUUUGAUGCGAAGAACCCAUUCCUGGCCACAGUCACCGCCAACCGUAAGCUGAACAAGGCAGGAGAACGCCACCUCAUGCACCUGGAGCUGGACAUCUCAGGAUCCAAACUCAGGUAUGAUGCAGGGGACCAUGUGGCGGUGUACCCCACUAAUGACGUCGCCAUGGUAACCAGACUGGGAGAGCUGCUGGCCGUGGACCUGGACACUCUCAUCUCCCUCAACAACAUGGACGAGGAGUCCAAUAAGAGGCACCCGUUCCCGUGCCCCUGCUCCUACCGGACGGCGCUGACCCACUACCUGGACCUCAGCAGCCCGCCGCGCACCAACGUGCUGUACGAGCUCGCCCCGUACGCCAGCGACGCCCAGGAGCAGGACAUGAUGCGCAAGAUGGCGUCCGCCUCCGCAGAGGGCAAGGCGUUGUACCAGAGCUGGGUGCUGGCCCCUCAGAGGCACGUCCUGGCUGUGCUGGAGGAUCUGCGCUCACUGAGGCCCCCUGUGGACCACCUGUGUGAACUGCUGCCUAGACUGCAGGCGCGCUACUACUCCAUAGCCUCCUCUGCCAAGGUGCACCCGUGCUGCGUGCACAUCUGUGCCGUGGUGGUGGAGUACUCGACCUCCACCGGACGCACCAACAAGGGUGUGGCCACCAGCUGGCUCCAGCACAAGGUGCCCGCUCAUGCCAACGGGCACCCUGCCCACGUGCCCCUGUACGUCAGGAAGUCCCAGUUCCGGCUGCCCUUCAAGGCCAGCACGCCCGUCAUCAUGAUCGGCCCGGGCACGGGCAUCGCCCCCUUCAUGGGCUUCCUGCAGGAGCGCGCCUGGCAGAAGGAGCAAGGGAAAGAGGUUGGUGAGACAGUGCUUUAUUAUGGUUGUCGUCAUAGAAACGAGGACUUCCUGUACCAGGAGGAGCUGGAGGAGUUUGAGAGGAGCGGGGUGCUGACCCAGCUGAACGUGGCCGUGUCCAGAGACCAGGAGCACAAGAUCUACGUCCAGCACCUGAUGAAGCAGAACAAGGAGCACCUGUGGAGGCUGAUCCAUUCCCAGAAUGCACAUCUCUACGUGUGUGGGGAUGCCCGUAACAUGGCGCGUGACGUGCAGAGUGCCCUGCACCAGGCGGCGGAGGAGGUGGGGGGGCUGAGCCACGCCCAGGCGGUGGACUACUACAAGCGGCUGAUGACCAAAGGACGCUACUCGCAGGACGUGUGGAGCUGAGGUGGAUGCCACCACCUGCCCGCCACCACCUCAGGCAGCAGAGGACUCUGGGAAGGAUCUGGUUCUGCACGGGUUCAGCCUCAAUGAGGGGUUUAGUAGACGUCCACCACAUACUGUACUGGUUCACCAUACUGUCCAUGCAUAGAGACGGGCGGCCAUUUUCCCUGUUUCCAUGGCAUCUGACCCCAGAUAUGGACAACUACUCUCAGCCACUAUAAGUGGUCAUCUACAUACACAGAGGUGUUUUUUAUUUCACCUGGACUCUAUGUUCCCAUGGGGAUCUGGCCAACAGUCACCUGCUAUCUGGACCAGCUGUGAUUCUCUAUGGUCAGUCUUUGGCAUACGAAGAGAUGUCUUUAUCGCCAUGGUUUCCCAUGUUCCCCAUAGAUGCUGCGGCUACGCCAUGUAGAAUAGAAUAAAGGAUGGAAUAUAGAAUAUAGGAUGGAGUGUGUGAUUCUAUGAUGCUUUUCAGUACUAGUAGUCUGAUGACGUAAGAACUGUAAUGCAUGUUUUCACCAUGAUGCACCGUACCCUCUCCUGGGCAGACACGCUGAAGGUGUGUAUAUGGUGUGUCCAUGGACAAGACUUGUUAUUAGAGACAAGAGCUUGUUUUGUGUUGAGGGUGUAUGUGGUGUUGUGUCCAGCUUUUCUCUGUACUGGUUAAACUAGUCAGCAAUGCAGUGUGUCUGUUCUGUUGUGUUCAGCUGUUUUGCUCUGGAUUGAACUGGCUGUAGUUAGUCCUGACGAUCCACAUUAUUCAUUGUGGCCACAGGAACGAGAGAAGCCUAUUGGGGCAUCCAAACAGGAAGAGGAACAAGACAAGUCUAUUGCAGUCAUUUCCUGUGUAUUAGCCGCAUUGUGUAUAAGCCUCAGAACAAUGUUUAAUGCAAGUUAAAAGAAACAAAACCAUAUUAAUACCAUAUUAACUGCCCCUGUGUAUUAACCUCACAGCUGAUGAAAUUUUGCAAAAUAGAUAGUCUUUGAAUCAAUAUCUAAACUCGGCUUAUAGUUGGUAGUUACAGUAUCUGUAUGGCCUGUGUUCACCAAACGUUCUAAAAAGGAACUGGAAUAAGAGAAGUCGAUUAGGGCCCGUGUUCACCAUACGUUCCAAGAAGGAAGUACUAGCAACAGUAAACACUUUAGACCAAACGCCUCUGAAGACUGCCUGACUCCUCUCCUAAAACACUUCCACACCGCAGACACCUCACUUCUGACUCCUGGUAUCAAACCUCUGUUCCCAGCAGCACCUCCCCCCAGCUGUAGUGGCAGCAGUUCAUUUCUCCACAGUGAACUGAGGUCUCUACUGCGUGCUGUUACUGUAUUUAAUGUAUGGUUAUGGCUAUGGCUAUCAAGUGUGAUAAACGGACUAUAUAGCCGCAGGUGGCAGGCACUGGUGCUCUGAUGUGUGCCUCGUAUCUCAGAGAUGACUGACAAGCAUGAGUAGACCUCUGUGCGUGUGUGUGUGUGUGUGUGUGUGUGUGUGGGUGUGUGUGUUCAAAGUGUUCUCCAUGUGACUGCCUGCCUUAGACACACGUGGUGGUGUCACCAUGAAGAGAGCUGUCCAUGUGUGCCUUUUAAACUUUAUUUAAGCUUUACUUCAACUUUAUUUAAGCUUUAUUUCAACUUUAUUUCAACUUUAUUUAAGCUUUAUUUCAACUUUAUUUCAACUUUCUUUAACCUUUAUUUCAACUUUCUUUAAGUUUUAUUUCAACUUUAUUUCAACUUUCUUUAAGCUUUAUUUCAACUUUAUUUAAGCUUUAUUUAAACUAUUUGGAAGACUGUUGUCCUUCCUCUGUCUUGUUGUCCUUGCUUGUGAUUAGCAGCACAACUAUAUACGGCACGUAUGUAUACGAGUGAAAUACAUCUUUGGUAAUAUGCCAUGUAAACAUACAGUGAAACAUACAUAUUAUAUACAUUUAUGUUUCAAUGUAUGUUUAUAUAUGCUGUAUAUAAAUACAUACAGUGUAGUUUGUAGUGGCAAUAUACUAUCAUGUACCAUACAGUGAAAUAUGCAUUUGGUUAUACACCAUGUAACAUACAGUUGAACAUAUGUUUGAUUAUACACCAUGUAACAUACAGUGAAACAUAUGUUUGGUUACACACCAUGUAACAUACAGUUGAACAUAUGUUUGGUUGUACACCAUGUAACAUAAAUUUUGCAAGCAGCUGUUGUGAGGGUAAGGGGGAGAGAUGAGGAAGUGUUUAGUGUUUCUGCUUCCCACCUUUAUGUUAAUGAUUUAUCUUUAUGAAUGCAAUAAAAGGGAAUUAAUGUC